AUGGAUGGAAUUGAUCCGGACGUUCUGCUGGAAUGGCUUCAAACGGGUAUUGGAGACGAAAGGGAUCUCCAGAUGAUGGCUCUUGAGCAGCUGUGCAUGUUGCUGCUUAUGUCUGACAAUAUCGAUCGAUGCUUUGAAUCAUGCCCUCCGCGAACGUUCCUUCCUGCUUUGUGCAAAAUCUUUUUGGAUGAAACUGCUACAGAAGCUGUUCUUGAGGUCACCGCCCGUGCUAUUACCUACUAUCUUGAUGUUUCCAACGAAUGCACCCGAAGAAUAAUACAAGUGGACGGAGCUGUUAAAGCAAUAUGUAGUCGGCUUGCCGCUGCUGAAAUGACAGAUAGGACAAGUAAAGAUUUAGCUGAGCAAUGUGUUAAACUUCUUGAGCACAUUUGUCAACGUGAAACGCUUGCCGUCUAUGAUGCAGGUGGUAUGCAUGCCAUGCUUACGCUAGUUCGACAACAUGGUUCACAAGUCCAUAAGGACACAAUGCACUCUGCAAUGUCUGUAGUCACUCGUUUAUGUGGUAAAAUGGAACCUAAUGAUGCUGCCCUUCCGCAGUGUGCUGAAAGUCUUGGAGCUUUGCUUGCACAUGAGGAUAAUAAGGUUUCUGAGAGCGCUUUGCGUUGCUUUGCAGCUCUUACAGACCGUUUCAUUCGCAAGAUGCUUGACCCGGCUGAGCUUGCCACGCACAGCAAUUUGGUUGAGCACCUGCUAACCACACUGUCUAGUGAAACUGCUGCCCAUUCUGCCAAUUUCAUCUCCAUUGUUCUCUCGUUGCUUAGUAAUCUUUGUCGAGGGAGUGCUGCGGUUACAGAGCAGGUGUUGAGUUCUCCGCGUCUGAUUUCGGCCCUACAGUGUGUUCUGACCAACAAGGAUGAUCGCUGUGUGACGGAUGGUCUUCGUUUAGCAGAUUUACUGGUCGUACUGUUGAGUGAAGGACGAUCCGCUCUUCCUUUCACAACUGCGUACCAGUCAAGCGGAGAGUCGGGACAGAGCGGCCAAAGUGCUGAGCGUGCUCAUCGUCACCUAAUCGAUGCCAUCAGGCAAAAGGAUCUUAGUGCUCUGGUUGAUACGAUAGACAAUGGCGUCGUCGAUGUCAACUUUACCGAUGACGUGGGACAGACGUUGUGCAACUGGGCUUCAGCUUUUGGUUCACUAGAAAUGGUUCAGUAUUUGUGCGAUAAGGGAGCUGAUGUUAACAAAGGACAUAAGAGCAGUAGCUUGCAUUACGCAGCUUCAUUUGGGCGACCUGAUAUAGUGAAAGUACUUCUGCAACGGGGUGCAAAUCCGGAUUUGAGAGACGAGGAUGGGAAGACGGCAUUAGACAAAGCAAGGGAACGCACGGAUGAAGAUCAUACUCAAGUUGCUCAGAUACUUGAAAGCCCUUCGGUUUAUAUGCACUCCAAGUCUGACGAGCAGAACAAAUCGAAGCAGUCUUCUGUUGUUCGCAAAACCAGCACGAGUGACCUCCCUGAUCGUGAGCUAGCUAUUCGCGUUCUACACCAGCUGCUACCGAUUUUCUGCGAAAUUUUCAUGAAAUCGCUUUCCGCAAGUGUACGACGCACAUCGUUAUCGCUGCUGCGUAAGAUCGUUGAACAUAUGCAACUUGAUGACAUCCGAUCAGCCCCGAGCCAAGCUAUAGAAUCUCAAGGUUCUUCUAAAGAUAUGCAAACGUCAUCGGCAGCCGAUUUACCGCCAGGAGCGGAAAAUCUGGUUACUGUAGUUGUAUCUGUUCUUGAACAAGAAGAGGAUCAUGAUGGACAAGAACAGGUGUUGCUGAUCCUUUCUUCUCUGUUGCGGAAAGAUCCGGAAUUGUGGGUUCCUGAACUUGUCCGCCUAGGCGUAUUCGAGCGCGUCGAGGCCAUGGCCAAAGAACCACCAAAGAGUUCCGACGACGAUGAUGACGAUGUGGACCGAGCUGAGGAAUUGAACGCGCGAAAUAGUGCCAUGAGCAGAUCUACCACUUCCACUCCAUCGGUGGCAAUGGAAUUGGACGUGGUGGAAAGAAGCAUCUCUACUGGUAUUAGUGAUGAGGUAGAAAAAGAACGUGCGGCCAUGUUAAAUGUAAUGAUGGAGGUAUUACGGCUUUUAAUUAAGUUGAACGCACAUAAACAACAAAGUUUUCUUUUUCCGGUGGAAGAUAUUACUACUACUGAGACGCCUCCUCCAACUGUAGAGGUGGUGCAACCCAAUACGGGCUCGUCUCUGACUCUAAUGGUUCCCACGUCGUCGAAUGACAAAGGCAAACUGGUUCUUCAGCAAGACAUGCCAUACCGUUGGAAAGAGUGGCGCGUAAUUCGAGGUGAAGAGUCCACAUUCAUUUGGUGUGAUGUGCUCGCCUUGGAGCUGAGCUUUAACAGUAACGGAUGGUUCCGUUUCCUUAUGGAUGGAGAGGUAACUACGAUGUUCAACAAUGGUGUCGCCGAAAGCGUGUCUGAUGAAGUUCGGGCUGAAACAAAAAAAUCCUUCAUGACAAGAUGGAGAAGGGUCAAACAGGUGUGGAAUGACGAUUCACUUCCCGUCAGCAUUUUAUGCGUACCCUGCAUGGGGAAGAAGGUGGAGUUCCCACGUUGGGAGAUGUGGAGCUCACGUUCUACUGAACUAACGAUCAAGUGCUGCAAGAGCGAGGAACAUAUCGUUGUCAAGGACGAGCUGGGUGGAUUCGUCGUCGAGGCCAGCGAUAAGACGAAGCACAGUCAAAUGCCUGAGACAGCGCUUUCCUCUGAAUUCCAUACAGGAUGGAGUUCUCAUGGUAUGACAGCGAGGCGUUCCAAGUUCAGAGGAGAAAUUCAGCGCAGAAAGGUGCAAGAGCUGGCUUGGGAACUGUGGAAUAACCAUUUGAAAGAAGCACGAGCUAAACCGCGUGAGGCGCUUAUCGAAUUGCAAAAGGCUGCUAUUUGCAUACAGGACGCAGUGACCACAGCUAACCUCAUCGCUGGAAUUUCCAUCAAGAGCAAACAUGUGAAACAACCGCGUAUCGAAAAGGUUCAAGAGUUGGUAUCCGCUCUGAAAUGCGUGCGAGAGUCAGUGAUGGACGAUAGGCGGCUUUCGACUUUCGAAUUUUCCGUGUCCGGUAUUGUUCCUGCAUUGCACAAUUUGCUGGCUUUAGUCGAGCGCCAACCUGGAAGCUAUCCUGCUCGUAUAUUUGGAGAGACGUUCGCGCACGGCAUGGCUUUAUCAAGCCUUGCCAUGAAAAUGGUCUCCGUACUAGAGUCCACGGAAAAGUUCCCACAAUAUCUCUAUGACACUCCAGGUGGAUCAGCAUUUGGUCUCCAGUUGUUGUCCCGACGAAUUCGUAUGAAACUCGAACAUGCAAAUAGUGAACAUGAUGACAAGAAGCAGUUGAUCAACAGAAGUGGUCGCAUGUUCAAAAGUGAGCCACUGACAACGAUUGGCCAACUGAAGUCCUUCCUUCUGAAAAUGGUGGCGAAACAAUGGUUCGAUCGUGAUCGCGCAAACCUUGGUUUCGUAAAAGCCAUUGAGGAGUCGAAAAAGUCUGGGGAACGUAUUAGGUUGACGUAUACUAGCGAUUUUGAUGAGCAAGGUGUGAUUUACUGGCUGGGAACAAAUGGGAAAACAGCGGCUGACUGGACCAAUCCAGCUUCGAUCGGGAUUGUUCAGGUGACAUCAUCUGAUCAGCGACAGCCGUUCGGGAAACCGGAAGAUGUCCUGAGCCGUGACGUCAACCCUAUUAAUUGCCAUUCCAGCGACGACAAGAAUGCGAACUUUACGAUUGACCUUGGUGUUUUCCUCUAUCCUACGGCCUAUACGCUGCGUCAUGCAAGAGGUUACGGACGGUCGGCGCUACGAAAUUGGCUACUGCAGGGAUCGAAAGACAAGCAAGUAUGGGAAGUACUUGUCGCUCAUUCGGAUGAUAUAAGUCUUGGUGACCCUGGAUCUACUGCGACGUGGCCGAUUGAGGACGAUAGAACAAAAGGACCGUUCCGGUACUUGCGUAUCGCGCAAAACGGCAAGAAUUCAUCUGGGCAGACGUAUUAUCUAAGUGUCUCUGGUUUCGAGGUGUAUGGUGAAAUAGUCGAUGUUGUCAUCGAUGGAUUCACUGUACCUAAGGAGGAAAAGGAUAGAAGCGGCUGUUCUAUUGUGAGUGGUAAAUCCAAGAUUCCAUUGCCGUCAUCUUCCCGAAAAGAUUCAAACCGCGACGAGAAGGUCGAAUCCCUUAUGCCUCAAGGUGCCAAUAAUAACAAGUUGAGGGCUGGGUUGACCGCAGAUAUGGUCUCUAUGAUGCACACAAGAUCUCGUAUGCGUGUUGCGCGCGCUGGUCGUCAUGCAGCUGUUGGGACCGAUGCUCGAGGCAUGCGUGUCAUUCGUGGCCCAGACUGGUCGUGGGACGACCAGGAUGGUGGCGGCGAGGGCAAAAUUGUGGGUUGUGUGGAAAAUGGUUGGGUUGAUGUUAUGUGGGACAACGGAUAUACGAACUCGUACCGUUUCGGAGCCGAUGGACGCUUUGAUAUUCAACGUGUGAGCGGCCGCACGUCCCUCACAACAUCAACGCCUGCCAUUUCCGUCUUAGAGGCCGUUCGAGCCAAAGGCCGCGGUCUCAUGGGAAGAUCGAGAGAGACGGGUGUACGAGAUGGUAGUUCAUCACCAUUUGCCUCGUUCACCGGCUUCACUCCGUUCGCAACAAAACAACGCAGAUCCGGAGUGUCUACGCCUUUGUCAAGAUUCGCUAAGGUGCCUUCAACGUCAUCGUCAAAUGCAACUGCGACUAGCUCGUCCAAUAUUGGCAAAAAAUCAAUGUCCACUACAAACCUCGUGGAGGAUCGUGCAAAAGCAGGACCGAGCGUUGCUUCGACAGGUCAGGCUGCAUCUGCUGAGUCGUUGCAGCAUCAGACGCAGUCGCUGGAAAACCUCCUUGCCAGAGCAAAUCCUCACAAAUUUGGCCGAAUAGCUGAAACCAUGGAAAGUGGUGCUGAAACUCCCGAACCAGGCCAUCAAACACCCGUUGCUGCUGAGACUGAAGAAAGCGAUUCUGCUGCAAGUGCGGCUGGAUCACAUCCUGCCCUUUCUGUGUGCUCCUCACAAUCUUCUGUAGUCGAUGCCACUCCUCGUGAUGGCGCAACUCCCUCUGCUCCUCAGGUGGAUUCGUCGAAGAUGAGCAGCUUGUCCGUCUCCGCUCCUGAUCUAGCUGCAGCCCGUCAGCGACAGCAGUCUAGUGAUACAUUCGAAAUGGAUAAAACAGUCGAAGAAGAUGAAGAGCAAGAAGGAGAAGAUGAAGAGGAAGAAGAAACUAAUGAGAAAGUCAAUUUCGCUGACAUGAUGGCUGAUGCCCUUCAAACUUCCUCCGAACGAAGUUUGUUCGAAAAGCUCCGCGAAGUAUUUGGCACAGAAGACUCCCUGGAACAUCUCAUUACGUCGUCGUCGAACACCGAACCUGGAGAGGUAACAGCUCCAUCUACCUCAACUUCUGCCUCGCAAAAGAACAUCAAGAAAGACAAACCUACUCUUAAGCAGAAACUAGGCAACUACGCUGAUGUUCUUAAGGGCAUUAUGCAGACGAUGAUGGAUCCGAGUGGUAAUUCACUAGAAGUUGAAGAAUUGCUGGAUGAGGAUGACUUGAAUGCGCUCGGCGUUCCCGUUGACUCACUGGCUACAGUGCUGUCGGGUCGAGGAAAUGAAGGGUUCAAGUUGAAUUGGAAACAAUUCUCUCAGCUGAUGAGUGGAGGUUUGGACUCAAGAAAUCGCGAACAGCGUGGCGGUAACAAGAACAACUUCCGUUCGUGGGACGAUGAAUUGGUGUUGAAAUGUUCCUUCCAGGCGUUGAUUCCUGCCUUCGAUCCGAGGCCGGGUCGUACGAAUGUGAAUCAGACUCAAGAUGUGGAGCUUCCCGCUGUGGUCCCUGAUCCCACUCAGACCAAGCCAGUACCGCAUCCUGAAGAAACUUCCGUGCGACUCUUCCUUCGCGGUCCAAACAUGAGCGGAAUUGAGAAUGUCACUAUAGAAAUGGGCGCGGAUGAUCAUAGCCUGUUCUAUUAUGUUCAAGCGCUUGUUGGUGCAAUUGAUUGGGGAGCGAAAUGCGAGCGAAGUCGUCGUGUGUGGGAACCAACAUACACACUAGUUUACGAAGAUGCAUCCUUGCCUUGUGUGACAAAGUUCUCACAAAUCGCAUCAGACGACAGCAAGGUUCCUCCAGCUGUAAACGAGUGCCUCGAAGUCAUCGGUCUUCUGUCACGCAUUGGCGAACGUUUCCCUGAUGCACAGAUCAGCCCACAGGUGUUCAUCAGCGAUAAGUUGACGCUCAAGCUUACUCAGGAGCUAUCUGAUGCUCUGGUAGUUGCCGCAAGAGCGAUGCCUGACUGGUGUUCUCGCCUCAUUUACGGCUAUCCAUGUCUAUUCUCUGCCGAGACCAAAAAUAUGUACAUGCAAGCGACUGCAUUCGGAGUUUCACGCACAAUUGUAUGGCUGCAGUCGCGUCGUGAUGCAGCCCUCGACCGAGCGCGUGGCGCUGCUCAAAGUACCACCAGUAGCGCGACUAGACCACAUGAUCGUUAUCAGGAGUAUCGUGUUGGACGUCUGAAACAUGAACGAAUAAAGGUCACUCGUUCGGAGGAACAUCUGCUUGAGCAGGCUAUACGUGUAAUGAAAUUCCACGCUGAUCGCAAGGCUGUGCUUGAGAUAGAAUACGUUGGUGAAGAGGGUACGGGUCUGGGUCCUACUCUGGAGUUCUAUGCAUUGGUUGCUGCUGAGCUGCAAAGGAAGGCGUUAGCCAUUUGGUUAUGUGAUGACAUGGAUGAACACCAGUUGAAGAUGGAAGAACGAGAACUCGAUCUGGGAGAAGGAAAGAAGCCGCCUGGAUUCUAUGUACGUCGUGCGGGAGGCCUGUUUCCAGCUCCACUUCCACCGCAUACAGAUGAAGUUCGUCGCGCGUCUGAAAUGUUCCGAGUUCUAGGAAUCUUCCUUGCUAAGGUUCUUCAAGAUGGAAGACUGGUAGAUCUGCCCUUGGCUAGACCGUUUCUUAAGCUGAUCGUGUCACCACACCUUAGCGAGGCUGAAGAGCCGUCGCUGGAUCGAGUGCUUUCCCUGGAUGAUUUCGAGGAAGUACACCCUGUCAAGGGAGGUUUCCUGAAGGAAUUGCGUGCGCUGGCCCAAAGGAAACGAGCCAUCGAGAACGAGCCGAUGUUGGACCGAGAGGCGAAAAGACGAAAGAUUGACGAGUUGAAAUUAUGCAUUCAUGGAACUCGUUGCCGUGUAGAAGAUCUCGCUCUCAAUUUCACGGUGAAUCCUCCAUCGACGGUAUUCGACUACGAAGAAAUGGAACUAGUCGAAGGUGGUGCAGACAUGGAUGUUACUAUGGACAAUGUCGAGCUUUAUGUGCAAAAAUGUGCAGACUUCUAUUUGAAUACGGGCAUAAUCAAUCAGAUGCGUGCAUUCCGUGAUGGCUUCGAUCGUGUUUUCGGUCUUCGCGCUCUUCGUUCAUACAGUCCUGAAGAGGUUCAGCGAUUACUAUCCGGUGAGCAGUGUCCUGAAUGGACGCGCGAAGAUGUACUCAACUAUACGGAGCCCAAACUAGGCUACACAAAAGAUUCCCCGGGCUUUCUACGAUUUGUUGAUGUUAUGGUGGAACUGAAUCCGCAAGAGCGGAAAAACUUCCUUCAGUUUGCAACGGGAUGCUCAAGUUUACCCCCUGGUGGGCUCGCUAAUCUCCAUCCUCGUUUGACGGUUGUCCGUAAAGUCGAGAGCGGUGAUGGCAGCUAUCCUUCUGUGAAUACUUGCGUGCACUACCUCAAACUGCCCGAGUAUUCGUCAGCUGAUAUAUUACGGGAACGUCUUCUGACGGCGGUCAACGAAAAAGGAUUCCAUCUCAAUUAA
Haemonchus placei is the source of this 7827-nucleotide messenger RNA. The record is from the annotation of a GenBank genome assembly. NCBI's taxonomy places the organism in Eukaryota, Metazoa, Nematoda, Chromadorea, Rhabditida, Trichostrongylidae.